Penicillium bovifimosum is the source of this 1311-nucleotide messenger RNA. Its product is annotated as DASH complex subunit ASK1. Lineage: Eukaryota; Fungi; Ascomycota; Eurotiomycetes; Eurotiales; Aspergillaceae. The transcript has 4 exons. Gene Ontology annotation, cellular component: mitotic spindle; DASH complex; mitotic spindle pole body. The record is from RefSeq and is a predicted model, not a curated record. Gene Ontology annotation, biological process: attachment of spindle microtubules to kinetochore. The coding region runs from base 1 to 1311 and encodes 436 amino acids.
AUGUCUCGCCAACCUUCUCAGGCCCAAAGGCCAUUGUCUCUAACCGAGGAGCUCGAGAAAUUGGAGCAGUCCAUCACCCUAACACUUCAAGAAAUCGACCAGAAUUUCAGUCAAGCUCAUCGGAUAGUUACCACGAGUAUAUUACCGCUGGUAGAGCAAUAUACGGAGCAUUCCCGAGAUGUCUGGGAGGGUUCCAAGUUCUGGAAACAAUUCUUCGAAGCGAGCGCCAAUGUAUCUCUAUCCGGAUACGAAGAACGAAACAACGAGGAAGAAACCCUGCAGGAUCCGACAGCCACGGACGACGAGCUAUCCGCAGAUGUGACCCAAAGUACCACCCUCGACGAGACCAUGUCUCACGAGACACCCUCUUCCGAACGUCACGAAACGCCCCACCGGGACCAAGCAGAUGACCUAGAUCUGACAGAACUUGCAAUCUCCUCACACAGCACACCGCGUGCGCCGGGACAGCAUCAGCAGGCCGACAACGACAUGACAGGCUCGAUGGAGGAGUAUUCCUCCUCCUACGAGAACCUGAGAAAAGAAGUCUACGAAUCCGCACCCCCAUUCGACAUGCCAGACUCCUCGACACUCCCAUCCACGCCAGGCCGGCAGUCUUUCUUCCCGCGCGGCGUCUCCGCCACAACUCCCAUGUCCUCUCCAUUCCUACCGCCCGCAUCCCAACCAGCCACCCUAGACCGUCGAUACCAAAAGACCUCCGAUCCGGUACUGCACCAAAUGCUCGACAAGACGUAUCGGGUGCAAGCGACGCCACUGGGGAAGGGCUUUCGCAACGUUGGAGGGACCAACACUCGAUCAAAGUUCAACAUCACCCCGAAACCAGCCGAGCCAACCUCCAGGUAUGCAUUCGACGACUCUCCGAUCUCCAGUCCGGAGCCAGAGGCACCAAAACUUCACACCGAGGUUUUCUCUUCACCUAUUCGCGGCGUCGAUGCUACCCCUGGCACGCACCGCAAGCGACGGACUAGCAGCAAUCGCAUGCGCGACGUUCCCAGGCCUGGCAUGAGUGUUUUGACACCUGCUAGAAAGACUGCGGGCAAGUCAGCCAUGUGGGAAAGCGACGACGAUUUGGACUACGAUGACGACGAGUUUGGCCCGAGUCCCCCGAAGACAAUGCAAUUCCACAUUCCGCAGAGCCGGCUGAUGAGGACACCAGCGAGAGAAGCCUCCAAACGCAUUGUAACCGAUUUGCUGGCUACUGCUGGGGCUGGAGAGAUUACGGAUGAGUUUGACGAUGAGCAAAGUCCAAGUGUUAUCCGCCGUAUGGAGCGACUGGAAGAUGAGACCUUCUAA